AUGGUGACAACUUUCAAAAUAGCAAUCCUUGGAGCGCAAGGGGUUGGGAAAUCAGCAAUUGUGCACCAGUUUCUCUACAACGAUUACAGUGACCACUAUCGGCCCACAAAAGCACGUCGUGUCUACUUGCCCGCUGUGGUCAUGAACGAGCAUGUGCACGACCUACAGAUAAUGGACUUCCCACCCAUUCCAUCCUUCCCAGUCAACACUCUCCAGGAAUGGGCAGACACGUGUUGCCGGGGGCUACGGAGUGCUCAUGCCUACGUACUGGUUUACGACAUCUGCUGCUUUGACAGCUUCGAAUACAUCAAAACAAUCCGACAACAGAUAUUAGACACAAGGAUGAUCGGGACCAACGAGAUCCCAAUCAUCAUCGUCGGCAACAAGCGGGACUUGCAGAGGGGCCGCGUUAUUCCCAGGCGGAACGUUUCCAACCUCGUGAAGAAGACAUGGAAGUGUGGCUACAUCGAGUGCUCGGCCAAGUAUAACUGGCACAUCCUCAUGCUGUUUAACGAACUCUUAAAGACUGUUGGGUGCGUGCGCUGCAGGCACGUGCACGCUGCUAUCCGUUUCCAGGGAGCCCUGCGGCGGAACCGGUGUACAGUCAUGUGA
This is a messenger RNA of Hemiscyllium ocellatum (epaulette shark), 612 nucleotides long. RefSeq names its product ras-like protein family member 10B. Bases 1 to 612 code for a protein of 203 amino acids. Gene Ontology annotation, molecular function: GTPase activity; GTP binding. The transcript has 3 exons. The record is from RefSeq and is a predicted model, not a curated record. NCBI's taxonomy places the organism in Eukaryota, Metazoa, Chordata, Chondrichthyes, Orectolobiformes, Hemiscylliidae.